Molecule: messenger RNA, 966 nt
Organism: Dentiscutata erythropus
Lineage: Eukaryota; Fungi; Glomeromycota; Glomeromycetes; Diversisporales; Gigasporaceae
Source: the annotation of a GenBank genome assembly
AUGUUAAAAAAAUCAUCAAGAUCUGGUUCACAUUUUUCUGAUAGCGGCAGAAAUCCCGAAAAUCUCACUUUACCUGAUAACAUGGAUAUAGAAUUACUACCGAUUGUUAAAGAUUUAUGUCGUGAAGCUAUUAAUCGUGAAUCUAACCAAAAAAUUAUUCAUGAUUCAAUAGAUAAUCAAAGACCUAAAAAAAAAUUAUCAAAAAAAGUUUCUCUUAAUAAUUUAAUUUCAAAAUUUCAUCAUCAUCACCCAUCAAAUGAACCGAAAUUAUCAAAGACUUUUAAUAAAUCAUCUGUGAGUCCUAUUAUACCUUAUGAAACUCCUCAAAAUUUUAAUAAGUCGACUUUAGAUUCUAUACCUUAUGAAGCUCCUCAAAAUUUUAAUGAGCCUACUUUGGGUUCUAUUCCUUAUGAAGCUUCUCAGACUUCUAAUAAGACAACUUUGAAUUCUAUUUCUCAUGAAGCUUCUGAGACUUUUGAUCAAUCAACUUUGGAUGAUCCUAUCCCUCAUGAAGCUCCUCAAACUUUUGAUCAAUCAACUUUGGAUGAUUAUAUUCCUUAUGAAGCUCCUCAAACUAGUGCUGAAGUAAAUACCCAGAAAAUUAUUUCUGAUAGGUCUCCUCUAAAAUCUAUUCCUCCUACUUCUCAAGUUCAAGAUAAUCAAUAUUAUAUGCCUCCACCAAACAAAAAAAUUAUUGGUGAUGGUAAUAGGAUAAAAGUCAAAACUUCUUCUGGUAAAAUUUAUGAGGUAGAUAGAUGGUGUCCACAUGCUAAAACUGACCUUAAUGCCCGGGGCGUAGUAAUAGGUUCAAAACUUUUUUGUGUUAAGCAUAAAUGGGCCUUUGAUUUAGAAAAUGCACUUGAGAAACCGUUUGCAAUUUGUGCAUCACGUGUAUUAACGUUUACUACAAGUUAUUUUUGGAUAAGUCCCGUUACACGAACAAAAAACGUAGCGCAGAGCUCAUAG